This is a messenger RNA of Myotis daubentonii (Daubenton's bat), 1235 nucleotides long. It is a transcript of the gene MPIG6B, whose product is annotated as megakaryocyte and platelet inhibitory receptor G6b. Gene Ontology annotation, cellular component: plasma membrane. Lineage: Eukaryota; Metazoa; Chordata; Mammalia; Chiroptera; Vespertilionidae. Gene Ontology annotation, biological process: blood coagulation; platelet formation; megakaryocyte development. The record is from RefSeq and is a predicted model, not a curated record.
CCAUGGCCCUGGCUCUGCAGCUACUGCUGCUGCUGCUGUGGAGGGCUCAGGGGGACCCCGGGGGCAGGCUGUCCCUGGGGAGUCAGCAUGAGCGAGUUUCCUUGGACGGCCGUCCCGGGGACCGGGUGAAUCUCUCCUGCGCAGGGGUCUCCCAUCCCAUCCGCUGGGUCUGGGCGCCCAGCUUCCCGGCCUGCAAGGGCCUGCCCAAAGGACGCCGCCGGAUCCUGUGGGCAUCUUCAAGCGGGACCCCCACCGUGUCUCCUGCCCAGCCCUUUGCCGGCCGCCUACGAGUCCUGGACCACCCUGGUAUCCGGCGGCUAGAGCUGCUUCUGAGCGCAGGGGACUCGGGCACCUUCAUCUGCAGGGGCCGCCACGAGGACGAGAGCCACACGGUGCUCCACGUGCUGGGGGACGCGGCCGACUGCAGGGGGUCCGGGCCCAGCCUGGGGUCCGUGUAUCCCGAGCUCCUGAUCCUACUGCUGGGCGCCGGGCUGGUGCUGGGACUAGGAGCGUUGGGUGCGGUCUGGUGGCAGCGCAGGCGCUCGCCUCCACGCCCGCCGCGGCCACUCCCCAGAUCUGUCCCACGAGUGAAAGCCGAGCCCCAGAGACCAGCAAAGGCCGAGGAGCCCAAGACUGCGGGGGACCUGGACCAGGAGUCGAGCCUGCUCUACGCAGACCUGGAUCGUGUGGCCCUCAGCCAGCCCUGCCGGCUGUCCCCAGUGGUCCCUGCUGACUCCUCCACCAUCUAUGCAGUUGUCGUUUGAAGGAAAGCCCUUACUCCAAACUUCACAAGCUGGGGGCUCCAGCUCUCCAGAACUACCCUCUCCCUCUUCGACUCUCCCCGGAAAAUGAAGGCACCAUAGGAUAGAAAGGAGCACUAGACUGGGAGUCAGGAGACCUGGCUUCCAGGCUGUCUCUGCCACUGAUCUUGCUCCUUCAGCUACCCCACCUCCUAUGCCCUCCAUGUCUCCUUUACCACUGGUGCCCUCUCUAAAGCUCACCGAGACCUGUUCCCCAUCUCAGCCCUCCAAGAGAGUCGCUCCAUCUCUUCCCUCCCUUCCAGUCAAGCUCCUUGAACCAGGGGUUACACCUGUGUCCUCCAUGUGCUUCUGCAUUCUGCUCCCAUGAGGCUGCCAGUGAGGUCCUAAUGGCCACGCCCAGCAGACGUUCUUUAGCAUUCAUCUGGCUUGGCUUUUGAUUACUCCCUUCUUUAAGCUGUUUUUCUUUCUUUCUUU